Messenger RNA from Prunus armeniaca (apricot), 198 nucleotides. NCBI's taxonomy places the organism in Eukaryota, Viridiplantae, Streptophyta, Magnoliopsida, Rosales, Rosaceae. The record is from the annotation of a GenBank genome assembly.
AUGCUCUUGCACAAGGCUAGUCGUAGAAGAUUCCCAGGCAUGUUAGGCAGUCUUGACUGCAUGCAUUGGGAAUGGAAGAACUGCCCUACUGCUUGGGCAGGCCUGUUUACCGGCUACAAGCAUAAGCCAAUUGUCAUUCUAGAGGCAAUGGCCUCAUAUGACACUUGGAUAUGGCAUGUCUUUUUUGGAGUCACCUGA